AUGUCCAAACCCGUCGCUAUCAUUACCGGCGCCGCAUCAGGCAUCGGCCUCGCUCUGACGCGCCACCUCCUGGCCAAAGGCUGGAAGGUUGCGAUGGCCGACAUCAACGCCCAACAGGGCGCCGCCGUCGCGGCCGAGCUGGGCGAUUCCGUCCUCUUCAUCCCCACCAACGUCGCCGUCUAUUCCCAGCAGGUCCAGCUCUUCUCGCGCGCCUUUGCGUGGGGUGGCAACCGCCUGGACUUCUUCGCCGCUAACGCCGGCAUCGCCGGGACCUCCGACUACUACAGGUCGAACGAGGAGCUAGACGCCGACGGGCUGUUGCAAGAGCUGGGUGUGACGACGUUGCGGGUUAACCUGGAUGCGGUGGUGCAGGGGGUGUGGCUCUUCAAGCAUUACGCGCGACGCAACGAAGGGGCGAAGGGCGGGAAGGUGGUUAUCACUUCGUCGAUGGCGGGCUUAUAUCCGAUGGAAUCCGAUCCGCUAUACACGGCAACCAAGCACGCCCUCGUCGGCUUCACCCGCGCCACUGGGCCGGUUCUCCAGCGUGAGAACAUCACCGUCAACUGUUUCUGUCCCGCCUUCGUAGUGACCAGCCUGGCGCCCAAGGAAGUGCUGGACAACUUCCCCAAGGAACACAUCACCCCGAUGAGCACCGUCCUCCGAGCCUACGACAUGUUUCUGGAAGACCCGAAGCUCUCGGGGAAGGUGGUCGAGACGAGUCUGGAUCAGGUGUAUUUCCAAGAGCCCCCCGAUUUUUCAAAUGAGUCCAAUCGAUGGCUGUCGACUGCUACAAAGGAACUCUGGCCAUAG
Drepanopeziza brunnea f. sp. 'multigermtubi' MB_m1 is the source of this 810-nucleotide messenger RNA. RefSeq lists its product as uncharacterized. Gene Ontology annotation, molecular function: oxidoreductase activity, acting on the CH-OH group of donors, NAD or NADP as acceptor. Gene Ontology annotation, cellular component: cytoplasm. Lineage: Eukaryota; Fungi; Ascomycota; Leotiomycetes; Helotiales; Drepanopezizaceae. The record is from RefSeq and is a predicted model, not a curated record.